AUGACCUUCAUCCCACUCUCACCAUGUUGUCUCACUGGUGGUCGACUUACAGGUACACCUCGAGGUAUAUACCGACCUGCCGAUGAUGAAAGGCAAGUCGGAAGGUAUCAUACCACCCCAUCAAAUGAGAGUGUAGUCAGUGACAAAGUCGCUAUGGUCUUAUACACCGAUUUCUUCUGCUUGGCACUGCCAAACCCGAAGAUCAUGGCUGAUGCCUUCGCUGAUGCAUUGGGUAUAAAUGUAUUUGUACCAGAAUAUAUCGUCGACCCUCCUUCUGUGGACCUGUUCGAUUCUGUUGCUCCUCUUUAUCCUGGUCAAUACGCUUCACGAUCAAUGUUCACUUCGAUUUACAUGUUUGGACAAGUCAUACUCAAGGCUUGGAGAUGGUUGCCGGCGAUGUUCUCACCAAAGAAACAACUUCCACUUGCUCAAGCUUCAUUGGAUGAAAUUGUACAAGAAGGAUAUACGAAGAUCGUCAUUGUCGGAUAUUGUAGAGGAGGAGCAAUGGUUCAACACUUACUUUCCAACUCUAAGAAUGAAUGUUUGGUGGGUGGAGUAAUAUGUCAUCCCACACCUGAAGAAUCAACUUGGUCAAAUAUCACAAAACCAACUCUAUGGAAUUUAGCAGAUCAAGAUCAAAUGUUCGGUAUAAAAGAUAUCGAUCAUCUGAAAAGUACCUUCGAGGCUAAAGAAGGUGUGGAAUUCCAAUGUAAUGUAUAUAAAGAGACACUCCAUGGAUUCGCUACCAGGCCUACCCUGGAUCACGAACCCACUAAGAAGGCCUUUGAAAAGGCUAAUAGUUCAGCAAUUGACUUUACCCGAAAGCUUCUUUUUGAAUGA
Messenger RNA from Kwoniella shivajii, 840 nucleotides. RefSeq lists its product as uncharacterized. The coding region runs from base 1 to 840 and encodes 279 amino acids. Gene Ontology annotation, molecular function: hydrolase activity. The transcript is spliced from 5 exons. The record is from RefSeq and is a predicted model, not a curated record. NCBI's taxonomy places the organism in Eukaryota, Fungi, Basidiomycota, Tremellomycetes, Tremellales, Cryptococcaceae.